This is a messenger RNA of Rodentolepis nana, 966 nucleotides long. Lineage: Eukaryota; Metazoa; Platyhelminthes; Cestoda; Cyclophyllidea; Hymenolepididae. The record is from the annotation of a GenBank genome assembly.
AUGGAAAGCUAUGGUCGUAUAUUGCGAAUAUCUCUAACUUUGGUAUCGGAAAACCUCUCUUCGGCUCUGGUUCUACCUAUUCGAAAAAAGGUAACCAGUGCAUCUUGCAGUCCAGAAUUCACUGCCCCAGAACUUAUUGAGGAGAAUCCAGACCUGAUCGGACCAGAAGCUGUCUCCUGGGCCCUAGGAAUAGUUCUAUUCUACAUGCUGGUCGGUGAACUCCCUUUUCAAUCUCCAUACUUUGAUCACAAACGUCGCGGACGUCUCCUUCGAUUUGCCCAACGAGGUCUCACUCCUAACCACAUCAACGCCAUCUCAGACUUUACUCCAGGUUCAAAGACAGUUCUUUCUAAGAAAAUGACUCCCAGUACGUCAUGCAAGGGUUCCAGCAUGAAUGGCAAAGAUCAGUCAGGUGGGAGGUGGGAAGCGACAGUCAACCGUGGGCUUCUGGAUCGAAUAAAAGCCAUUUUCUCCCACAACAAUGAUAGGAAGAGAAGUGAAGAGGAUGUGGAAGACAAUACUCGUGGAAAUGAGUGGCUUCUCGAGGGAGAGAUUGAAACCAACAUCAUAAAUCUGCGCUCCGAUUCAACAGACAGUCUGAAUGCUUUCGGCGAGAAAAAGUGUGACAGUUUAAUUGAGGCACUCGAUUACCUGGCUAGUGUGAAAAAGACUAGCUCCUCAGAGGUCGCAAGGUCUAUUUUGGAGCAACCGAUUGGAGCUCAUUCAGCAGCAUUCCAGAUCUUGCUCAAUCUGCAUAGACAAAAGUCCGGAGUCUACCUUCUGGAUCAUACGGUUCCCGGGUGGCCUUUACUAGCAUCGGGAUCCUUCAUGGCUUUCAUGGAUCCGGCAAUGAUGAAGCGUCUUGGAGUUAAUGCUAGUGAUGUGGGGUCAUCAUCGGAGAGCACUGUUCCAAGUGAAAAACUUCAGGAAAUCUACUGGUGGUGGUGCCCUAUUCUCCUGAAGUAG